This is a messenger RNA of Callorhinus ursinus (northern fur seal), 2355 nucleotides long. RefSeq names its product solute carrier family 39 member 13 (gene SLC39A13). Gene Ontology annotation, molecular function: zinc ion transmembrane transporter activity. NCBI's taxonomy places the organism in Eukaryota, Metazoa, Chordata, Mammalia, Carnivora, Otariidae. Gene Ontology annotation, biological process: intracellular zinc ion homeostasis; zinc ion transmembrane transport. Gene Ontology annotation, cellular component: membrane. The record is from RefSeq and is a predicted model, not a curated record.
CGGGGCAGACCCGGGGCGGGGCGCGGCGCCGCUGCUGGAUGGCCGGGGCCGCCCGGAGCGCCGCCGCCGCCGCCGCUGCACGCACGUGGCAUGCCUGCAUGUCCCUGUCCUGGCUGUGGCAUGGCGGGCCGAAGGCUCCUCUUCUUCACUGCGCUUGUCCUAGAGCUCCUGGGAGGGGCUGGGGGUUCCCAGCCGGCCCCCCGGAGCCGGGGGCCUGCAGCUGCCUGUCGCCUGGACAACAAGGAAAGCGAAUCCUGGGGGGCCCUGCUGAGCGGAGAGAGGCUGGACACCUGGAUCUGCUCCCUCCUGGGCUCACUCAUGGUGGGGCUCAGCGGAGUCUUCCCACUGCUCGUGAUCCCCCUGGAGAUGGGGACCAUGCUGCGCUCAGAAGCUGGGGCCCGCCGCCUGAAGCAGCUGCUCAGCUUUGCCUUGGGGGGACUUUUGGGCAAUGUGUUUCUCCACCUGCUGCCCGAGGCAUGGGCCUACACAUGCAGUGCCAGCCCUGUGCUGCCCCCUGCAGGUGGUGAGGGGCAGAGCCUGCAGCAGCAACAGCAGCUGGGACUGUGGGUCAUUGCUGGCUUCCUCACCUUUCUGGCGUUGGAGAAGAUGUUGCCGGACAGCAAGGAGAAGGAGGGGACCAGCCAGGCCCCCAGUAAAGACCCCGCUGCUGCUGCCGCGCUCAGUGGAGGCCACUGUCUGGCCCAGCCGGCUGCAGAGCCCGGCGUGAGUGCUGUGGUCCGGACCAUCAAAGUCAGUGGCUAUCUCAACCUGCUGGCCAACACCAUAGACAACUUCACUCACGGGCUGGCUGUAGCUGCCAGCUUCCUUGUGAGCAAGAAGAUUGGGCUCCUGACCACCAUGGCCAUCCUUUUGCACGAGAUCCCCCACGAGGUGGGCGACUUUGCCAUCCUGCUCCGGGCCGGCUUUGACCGAUGGAGCGCAGCCAAGCUGCAGCUCUCGACGGCGCUGGGGGGCCUGCUGGGCGCCUGCUUUGCCAUCUGUACGCAGUCCCCCAAGGGAGUAGAGGAGACCGUGGCCUGGAUCCUGCCCUUCACCUCUGGCGGCUUUCUCUACAUCGCCCUGGUGAACGUGCUGCCCGACCUCCUGGAGGAAGAUGACCCGUGGCGCUCCCUGCAGCAAGUCCUGCUGCUCUGCACAGGCAUCGUGGUGAUGGUGCUCUUCUCGCUCUUCACGGGGUGACUGCCCCUGACAGCCCCCCCCCACCCCCAGCAAUAAGAGACUCGGAUUCAGUCUGUGACCGUGUGUGAGGCACGGGGCGAGUGCCUGAGAGCGCCCCUGACCAGAUUAGAGGACGGGGUGUGCGCACGCGCGCAUGCGUGUGUGUGUGUGUGUGUGUGUGUGUGUGUGAGUGACCAGAGGUACGCGUGAGACCGACACUGUGAUCGUGCGCUGGGCCCAGGGCCCGAUGCCCGCGCCCAGCCGCGCUGUGGUCUUGUCUCCUUAGCCCCGUCAUCCGGCACUUCCCGCGGCGAGCACUGAGCAAUAGCAGCCCUGCUCCCAAGCGGAGGCCUCUCCCCACCAAGACCACAGAGGGAGUGAGAAGAGCCCCAGGAGCCCAGGGCUUCAAGGAGCCCAAAGCUGUCUCCCUCUGGGGCCUUGGGGUUCCCGGCCUUCUGCUCGGGCACCAAGCCCUGGGCAGCCUGAGGGCUGAGGCUGGGGAGCCUUCUCUGCUGUGUCUGUUGUCCUGGCCCUUCCUUUGUCAGUUCUAAGGCCAAAGAAAGGAGAGGCAGGUGCUCGUGUAGCCCCUCACCCCUCGCCGCACUCAGCACUGACAGUCCCACCCAGCCCAGAUGGAGCUGGGGGUGCUUCCCAAGACCUUCUCCUCGUGGCUGCCGGCCCUGGGCCAGCUCCUGUGCCCCCAGGAAAUGCUCCCUGGCAGCGCCUGCAGCUUUUGCCACCUCCCGCUGCCAAGCAGCAGCCUGCAGGGCAGUGAGCAGCCCUGGGCCAGAGAGGCCUGCUGGUCCAGCUCAGGGGCGCUCGCGCUGGUCCAGGCGGAGAUACCCUGGAGGCAGGAAGAGUGGGCUGUGGCCGCCCCUCCCUGCCCAGGCCCUUUUUCCUGUCCCACCACAGCUGAGGGUAGGUUGGGGGGUGGUGAGGGCCCCGCCUUGCCAGCACGCAGGAAUGUGCUCUGGGAGAGCGCUGAAGCCCUAAUCCCCAGCUAUUUCCCUUGGCUGACACCCAGGUACUCAGCCAGCCCGCUCCACAGCCAGGCUCAGCCCUGCUGCUCAACCGUGGGCGUUCUGAGAAGCAGCCAUCAAGAGGGUCUGAAUGGGUUUACAGCAGUCGUGCUGUGGUUCCGUUUUUUUGUAAAUAACUAUAGAUGAUACAAAUAAA